Molecule: messenger RNA, 807 nt
Organism: Fusarium tjaetaba
Lineage: Eukaryota; Fungi; Ascomycota; Sordariomycetes; Hypocreales; Nectriaceae
Product: AF-90-like protein
Exons: 2
Coding region: 1-807 (268 amino acids)
Biological process (GO): regulation of DNA-templated transcription
Source: RefSeq, a predicted model, not a curated record
AUGGCGCCCCAAAAUCAACUUGGGAAGCGUGUUAAGCUUACGCAAGUCCGUCGGCCUUUUAUCGUUGGGAGCACAGCGAAGCCUUUCUCCGACACGAACCCGCGACCAGCAGGUGUCCCUGACACCCAUACGCAUUCAUGGCAGGUUUUCGUCAAAGGUCUCGACGAUACCGACAUUACCUACUGGCUGCGUCGGGUUCAAUUCAAACUUCAUGAGUCUAUCCCUAAUUAUGUACGAAUGGUUGAGGGCGAACCCGGAAAACCUUUUUUAGUCGAAGAGACAGGCUGGGGUGAGUUUGACAUAACGAUCAAACUCUACUAUGUCAACGACUCGGGGGAAAAACCCCAGACACUAUACCAUUAUCUGCGUCUACAUCCCUACGGCCGGAACGAAGAAGAGAAGCAAGCUAUGAUCGCCUCGAAUGGCGAGAUCCGCGCAUGGAGCUACGAAGAACAGCUCUUCAACGAACCCUACGAAGUCUUCUAUAACCUCCUCACCCAAGGCGCCGUACCUAAGGGAUGGAAGCCGAGCGGUGGCAAGGGCAAAGGGAAGACGCGCGCACCACCGCCUAUCCCAACUGACAGCAACGAGGUUUGGGAGCAUUCGGCGAUGAUACCAGCGCACAACCGACCGGGGCAGCCUUUCAGUCUAGAAACUGAAGCAGCCGAGAUACGCAAGCUAGCAGAUGCGCAGACUCAAGCUGAGGAUAUGGCCAAAAGGAUACUUGCUGAGCUCAAAGCCAAAGAAGAACUACUUGCGAAAUUAAAGGGCGAGAAUCAGGCAGCUGCAGCUGCAGCCAAGUCAUAG